CUCCGGGCAAGGGCCUCCCAAAACCGGGGAUCCCACAGCCUGAUUGGCGGAGUCGCCCCAGUCCGCCCGCGGGGAGGAGGAGCGUCCCGAGGCGCCCAGGGCUGCCAUGGGUGAGGAGGUGGCGCAGCCCCGGCGGCCCGGGGUCGGCGUGGGGGUGGUGGUCACCAGCGCCGCGCACCCCAACUGCGUCCUGCUGGGCAAGAGGAAAGGCGCCGUGGGGGCCGGCACCUACCAGCUCCCCGGAGGACACCUGGAGUUCGGGGAGAGCCUGGCGGAGUGCGCGGCGCGGGAGACGCUGGAGGAGGCGGCGCUGCGGCUGCGCCACGUGCGGUUCGCGUCGGCCGUGAACGCGGUGUGCGCGUCCGCGCGGUACCACUACGUCACCGUGCUCAUGAAGGGCGAGGCCGAGCCCGGCGCGGAGCCGCGCAACCAGGAGCCCGACAAGAACGAGGGCUGGGAAUGGGUUAAAUGGGAUGAAUUUCCUCCAGCAGAUCAACUAUUCUGGGGCUUACGCUGCUUAAGAGAGCAAGGUUACAAUCCCUUUACGGAAGAGCUUGAUCAUCUAAAGGGGUACACAGGAAGUCACCAACUAGGGUAAAGCCAAAUUGUACAUAUGUAACACACUAAAGGACAGAGCUGCUUUUUUCGAUGUGAAAGAAAAAAAGGGUUUAUUGUGCUCACGCUGCCCAUGUGAAAAUAUUACCCUUCCCAAAGCCAGAAAGAUGCCAAAUGUU
Molecule: messenger RNA, 734 nt
Organism: Pseudopipra pipra
Lineage: Eukaryota; Metazoa; Chordata; Aves; Passeriformes; Pipridae
Gene: NUDT15
Product: nudix hydrolase 15
Exons: 3
Coding region: 107-598 (163 amino acids)
Biological process (GO): dGTP catabolic process
Cellular component (GO): cytosol
Molecular function (GO): 8-oxo-7,8-dihydrodeoxyguanosine triphosphate pyrophosphatase activity
Source: RefSeq, a predicted model, not a curated record